UUGGGCUAUGAAUAGCAUAACUGAAAAUCGUAAAUUGUAAAAUCAUAUCCAAGCAUCGUACAACGAUUAAUACUUGAAGAUGUCAUACUUUAAGUCAGUUUUCAAAACCGGUUGUUUGCUGAAAGUUCUCUCAUCUAAACGCUUGCUAGUGGAACAUUUGGAAAUGCUUGAACUGUGUGUUAACAGCGACCUGCGUGUGAAUUUUCUAUACAAUUGUUUACAAAGUCGUUUAGCUUAUACAGUUGUUAGUUGCGGGUGUCUUGUUUCAGCUCUUUUAACCUACUAUUCCAGGGGUAACCGUUACGCACUUGCUUUGACCGCUUCAGCGUUUGCAACCUGUCUGCACACAAAGUGGAUCUACUCUCUAAAGAUGAACAAGAUUGACGAAUUAAUUAAAGUCGUCGAAAAAUUCGAGGAUGUCAUGAGACGAAACAUUAUCUUCAUAGCUGAAUUAAACCAAUGCGAUCAAAAUCGAAGCUCAUAUUGGCGACGUACGAUGAAUGAGAAUGAAGUUUUUGCGAAUUGCUUGCAGAGCUGUAAGAUUGUAAUCGUCGAGCUGCACGGAUAUGUACAAUCUAUAGAAAAUAAAACUAAAUUGUACGAAAAAUUCAUACAGUGGUAUGAACCGUUAGAAUCGCUGGAGAAUUUGGGACUUUUGAGAGAAGGCUUAUCAACACACUAUCAGCUAAAGACGUUUUACACAAUUUUCUUAUACGUUCAAUCAGCUUGCUUGCUACGGUUGGCUCUUGCCUGUGCUAGUGACGCAGAUUUCAGCCACAUUGAGGUCGAGCGGAAACAACUAAUUUGUGCAAUAGAUCGAGCAACAACCAAGAGCAAGAAAUAUUUAUUGCUCACUAAUGGCUCAGAAAUGAACCAAAAAAUUUGCUACAAUAAUGAUCUAGUCCCAGUAGAACUUUUGUCAAUAAACCAACAAUCGAUGAUGCUAUCGACCAAAUUAACAAUUGCUGCCAAACAGAUAGCUGAAGUGGAUGGUGAGCUAAGCGAGAUCGCCUCUACGUUUUCCGGUGAUUGCAAACGGUUACGAAUAGCUGAACAACAUGUCACAGAUAUUGGAGCUGGUUUGCUAGUCCGCUACGACGAAAUUCAACGAUUGAUUAUAAGCUUAAGGAAAGUGCUGAAACGGGUUGUAAAGAUAGAAAAUUGUUGCUCAACACAGUCUUCGGAUGAAAGUGACCAAUUAACAAACGAUGAAACGCAAUGUUCCGGUCGGGAGGAGGCAAAUAUCGUUGAGCAAGUAGGGGACGAGUUUUUCAUUUGUCACCAUAACGAAGCCGGAAAGGAAACACCGGUUGAGUUAGGCCCCAUGGCCCUCUAUGAAGAGGAAUGGAUCGAUAGGAAAUUAAUAAAACACCAGUUUGGACCGGUGCUGAAUCAGUUGCGGGAAAAGUUACAACCGAUUGAACAAUCGUUUAAAUUACGUGAGCAGCAAGCCUUGCAGUUGAAAGGCCUUAAGGCUCUACCAGAAGAGUCUGGAAGUUCAGGAUUAUUUAAAAGGGGCUAUAGGUUAGAGUAUGACGAGAGUACGGAAUCGUCGGACGAUGAAGUCCCGCAACGGCGUGCGAAACGUUACCAAGAAUAUUAUGAAAAGGAUCGGGAGUUUCUAGCGAGCAAACCACAAAUCAAUCUAAUUUUAAACCAUCCGAUCAAUAUGCAGCACGAGGAAAAAAUACUGGAGUGAAUAUAAACGUGAAUUCUUUAAAAAGUUCCUCAAUGUUUGGCUUUGAUUUAUGUAUUUUGUAUUUUGAUUUGUAAAUAGAACUCAUUGUUUAUUAUUAUUAUGUGUACAUUGUACCUAGGAGAGCCUUAUCACAUCCAUUCGAAGUUUUGCAUUGAAGCUGUCAGCAACUCAGAUGAACGAUGAACCAGUAACGAAUUGUUUAGAUUUCAAUUUAAGCUAUCCACCACACCACUGGAACUCAUAGACCAUAGAUGUGGGCGAGUUUUCUGCAGCUCGUAGAUUGACCUGACCCCAAAUAAUUAACUAAUUUAAUUAAGGGAAACAACAAAAGGCACAGAUGUUAGCGACUAAUGUGUUGACUAAAUCAUAUGUUUAUUUAAAUAUGUUUCUCAUACAUGUACAAUUAAAUUUGUUGAAAGGGAUGGUAAUUCAAAAGUGCGGCACGUUGCUUGGAACGUGUGACCGUCCGAAUCUUCUAUCCCUUCUGUAUUACAUGAUUUUUUACCACACUUUAAUUUGCCUUUUAGCCCAGUUCACGUGACAGUAUUUCAACGCAUCGCAAUAUUA
Molecule: messenger RNA, 2266 nt
Organism: Anopheles bellator
Lineage: Eukaryota; Metazoa; Arthropoda; Insecta; Diptera; Culicidae
Exons: 4
Coding region: 80-1699 (539 amino acids)
Source: RefSeq, a predicted model, not a curated record